Fomitopsis serialis is the source of this 2079-nucleotide messenger RNA. Its product is annotated as amino acid permease-domain-containing protein. Gene Ontology annotation, molecular function: L-amino acid transmembrane transporter activity. Gene Ontology annotation, biological process: amino acid transmembrane transport. The record is from RefSeq and is a predicted model, not a curated record. The coding region runs from base 214 to 1788 and encodes 524 amino acids. Gene Ontology annotation, cellular component: membrane. NCBI's taxonomy places the organism in Eukaryota, Fungi, Basidiomycota, Agaricomycetes, Polyporales, Fomitopsidaceae. The transcript is spliced from 14 exons.
GCCGUUAUCAGCCAGCAGCGUGUCCUCGCGCGUCCAUCCUCCUCUCAGGAUCCCUCCUUCCGCACUCUCACAUCCCUAAUACUCCGGGCCCGAUUGGCUCCCCGCUAGCGACCAACUCUCAGACGCUGCGUCCGCUCGCCUCGGUCUAUGAAUCCUUGGAGACAUUGAAGUAGUCCAGAGCAACCACGGCUCGCCCUUGCAGGCAACUCAGCUAUGAGCUCUCACAAUGGAGAAAGCGAGCCCCUCCUAGGAGGCAGCUCAGCCGGUCAAGCCAAUGCCAACCUUUCUGUCUUCCGCGACUUCGCCCAUUUGGAAGAUACUAGGUCAUUGGAUGAGCAGACUCUGGCGGAAGAUGUCGCACCUCAAAACGAUGACGGGUCAUUGAAACGACACCUCGGACUGACCAGUACGGUCUUCCUCAUUUUCAACCGCAUCAUUGGCACAAGCAUCUUCGCGACCCCAAGUGUCAUCCUUCGUGCCUCCGGGAGUGUCGGUCUUUCCUUCGUCAUGUGGCUGUUGGGAACGAUGAUUGCUGCCUGCGGUACAGCUGUAUAUAUCGAGCUCGGGACGGCUUUGCCGAAGAAUGGCGGCGAGAAGAAUUAUCUGGAAUAUAUAUACCAGCGGCCAAGGUUCUUGAUGGCAUGCGGAUACGCCGCGUAUGCCCUGCUCAUCGGUUGGUCCGCAGCCAACGUCAGCGUGUUCGGAGAAUACGUCCUGCAUGCCGUCAACCCCACCCAAACGCCGCCUCCAAUCGCAACACGACUCGCCGGUGUCUCCUGCGUCACCUUCGCCCUGGUCAUACACGGCACACGCCCCGCAUGGGGAAUCCGCCUCCAGAACACGCUGGGAGUAUUGAAGCUCAUGGCGCUUUGUGCCAUUGCCUUGAGCGGGCUGGCCGCACUCGCCAGGAUGCCUGGGUUCAAGCUCGAAGAACCCCCGCAGAACUUCGAGUGGUCGAAGAUGUGGGAGGGUAGUGGGACGGGCGGUGUAAGUGCCUUCGUAACUGGGCUCUUCACCGUUGUCUGGGCCUUCGUCGGGUACUCCAACGCCAACUACGCCCUCUCUGAGGUGCGCGAUCCCGUGCGGACGAUCAAGCUCGCGGCGCCCUCGCAGAUGAGAUUCUGGCAGCGGGCGGAUCGUGGCUGCGCUAUUCUUUGGCAAGCUCUGGGCAUCGGCGCAGAGCGGGUCGUAGCUGGCAUAGUGGCAAUGUCGACGUUUGCGAAUAUAAUGACUGUGCUCUACACCCAAGGCCGAGGGUAUCAUCCCUUCUCCGGCUUCUUCGCGAGCAACAAGCCCUUCGGCGCGCCCUUCGCAGGGCUCGCCGAGCAAUGGUUCGUGACGUCCCUGCUCGUGCUCACCGUCCCGCCCGGGGACGCCUACCUCUUCAUGAUCAACAUGAUCACCUACCCGAUCUCGCUGAUCAACAUGCUCGUCUCGCUCGGCCUGCUCUACCUGCACACGCCGCUCCGGCGGCGGCUCAGCCCGGGCCUGCACGCGCUCUGGGCGCCGCCCUUCCGCGCGUGGACGCCCGUCGUCGCCGUCUUCUUCCUCUCGAACGUCUUCCUCGUCCUCGCGCCGCUCGUCCCGCCCCCGCCCGGCUUCAAGGUGUACGAGAACCUGCCGUACUGGCUCCAUGUGCUGGCGGCGGCGUCGAUCUCGCUGGUGGGCGUAGCGUACUGGUAUGUGAACUGGCAGUGGUUGCCACGCCGGGGAGGCUACAAACUCGUGCGGGAGUGGGUGAGGGAGGACGGUGUUACGCGGAGCGUCAUACACAAAGUCAAGCUAUAGAAUUCACGGGGCAGCCGCUAGCGGGUUGGCGCAAUCCGCAUUGUUUCAUUGUAUCUUGCAGGGUCAUGUAUGGGGCUCGUAAAAGUGUAGAUGUACACCUACGUAGGAUCACGGCAUCGCAGUUCGUCGUACACACUUCACCGACUAAGGUGACACCACGAACUUGCGCAUCUCGAUGCAUGAACUACGACAACGCACCGUCCGACGAUGAAUUCCAAAUGACGUAUGUACAAAAUACAACUGGCGAAACUACCGGUGACGAGGACAACGACGACGACGACGACGACGACG